AUGGAGUUUUCGUCUCUUCCGUUUUGCUCUUUAUCUUCCUUUAYAGGAAUAGUUCUUGGGAUCUUAAUCGCUUUUAAGCUUCUUGGCUCAAAAGAGAAGASAACCAAGAAAGUUCCUCAAGGCGUAGUUCUUCUGCAUCAGUUUGAACGAGGUCGUAUAGGUGUUCCUAACCUGUCACCGCCAUGUUUGAAGUUAGAAACCUACCUUCGAAUGACAAAGAUUCCCUACGAGUGCGAUUAUACAUUGAAAUUUUCAAGCAAGGGGAARAUGCCUUGGAUAGAAUACAACGGAAAAGUGAUUGCGGACUCCAGCUUCUGUAUUGAGUUUCUUAAUAAGGAGUUUGGAGUCGAUGUUGACGAUCACCUGAGCGAUGAGCAGAAAGGCAUUGCUAGAGCUGUAAGGGUGAUGUUGGAAGAAAAUACUGUGUGGACAUUGGGCUACUGGCGUUGGCUUGGAGAAUGUGUAGAUGAAUUCAGGAAUCUAUUCUUUGGAAACAUGAUUUUCCCAAUUAAGUAUGCAUUGUUCUGGUGGUAUCAAGGAAAGAGCAAAGUUAAUCUCUAUGGUCAUGGGAUUGGCCGUCAUACUCCCAAGGAGAUUUAUGGCAUAGCUGAGAAAGACCUUAGAUCAGCUUCUGCAAUUCUUGGAAAAAAGAAAUUUUUAUUUGGAUACAAACCAUGUAUUGCCGAUGCUGCUCUCUUUGCAAUUGUGAGCAAUUUUAUCUUCACAAUACCUCUUUGUCCACAAGGAAAAGUUAUUUUAACACAUUUUAAAAAUCUAGAGGAUCACACAAAACGAAUGAAAGAGGCUUUUUAUCCUGACUGGGAUGAACUUUACACAACUAGGUGAAAUAUUUCAGGAUUCCUGUGUCUUUCAUGAUGUUUUACAGCUUUGCUUACUAAGCUGAUUGCUCAGGUCCCAGGCUGCAGGAUUAAAACUAAAACACAAGUUCAGCACAUAUAUAUUUAGGAAUGUAUAGUAACUGACAAAAUGUUCAAAUUGUUAGAAUCUAUUCUAUAUGUUUAAUAGAGAAAAUCCAGAUAGGGUUGUUGCCAUAAAAAAUCAUGUGUUCCAAAAAUGUGUACAAUUUCCUGAUAUAUUUUGUUUGUCAAUAAAAUUAUGUUUUAUUAUUUUGCCUUUACUGGAACUUCAG
Molecule: messenger RNA, 1150 nt
Organism: Exaiptasia diaphana
Lineage: Eukaryota; Metazoa; Cnidaria; Anthozoa; Actiniaria; Aiptasiidae
Product: failed axon connections homolog
Exons: 2
Coding region: 1-846 (281 amino acids)
Cellular component (GO): cytoplasm
Source: RefSeq, a predicted model, not a curated record